This is a messenger RNA of Setaria italica (foxtail millet), 1521 nucleotides long. RefSeq lists its product as uncharacterized. NCBI's taxonomy places the organism in Eukaryota, Viridiplantae, Streptophyta, Magnoliopsida, Poales, Poaceae. The transcript is spliced from 3 exons. Bases 90 to 1310 code for a protein of 406 amino acids. The record is from RefSeq and is a predicted model, not a curated record.
GACUGCGGCGGAUCGGAUCGAAUCGAAUCGAUUUCCCGACUCACGAAACCCUAGCCUCACCUUCCUUCCCCAUCGGCGGCGGCCAAUCGAUGGCGGACCUCGUCCGAUCCCUGCCGACCCUGUCGAGGGAUGACCCGCGCUCGAAAUCUUUAGGCGAGACCGAGUCUGAGCGAGCGGCAACUGCGUUGAGGGUGAGGCGGAUGGCGCACCAGAUCUUGGUGGAGGCGCCGGAUGAUGAGGAUGAUGAGGAGGAUUUUGAUGAUGAUGAUGAUGAUGAUGAUGAUGAGGAUGUUGUUGUUGAUGAGGUGAAUAAGAAGGAGGAGGGGUGGUGGCAGAAGCUUAAGGAGCUUCAGAGUCAGUACGGCCCGGCGCUUGUCGCUCGUGAUUCGGAAGCCAAGAAGCGCAUCCUCGACUACGAUCCCAAGCAGGGGGGCCUCUACUACACCCGGUUCGCCCACGUCUAUGACCUCGCCUCAUUCGACCUCGACGAGGAGUCACCCCUUCCACCGAUGAGAUUUACUGAUGCGGUCUACAAAAGCAAGCACGACUAUGAGCUGUGUGAGGCAGUAAACAUCUUAUCUGUGAAGAUGGGCUCUUUGGAUAUUGACUUCCCGAUCCAUGUUUAUGGCACUGUCAUUGCCAGGGAUAGCCUUGACAAAAAGUGUGUUUAUCUCUUCCGCCGUGGCAGAGAGGACUCCCAAACUAUCAACUCUAAGGAUGAAUCGCUGAUCUUAACAGGACCAAAACGAGGUCUUGCGUUGAUAAGUGAUACAUAUGUGGAGACUAAUCUGAUGAUCAAGGGUGAUGAUGAGUUGCAGCAGGACAGAGAACUCAGUAAAGGAAUGCUAACAAUACGAGGCAUAGCACGGCGAGUGUUGAAGAAUUGUGAGCUUGAAAGCUGCUCUCUCGCUACCAGGCUCAGUACUGUGGAUGUGAUGCAUGGAGUUGUGAAAGAUGCAGUGGAAGCUACUAUUUCAGUUGAAGUUUUAGCGGGAGAGUAUUUUGGAGAAAUCACAGCCUGCACCAGCAGCAUCAAGGAAAGGCUUGUGCUUCAUGACAGCAGAUUGACUCACCAUAGUGCUAGUAGUGGUCAGAACAUUGCCCCUGGCGUCAUCCCACUCUUGCGAUCUGUGGUGGCUGUCUAUGUCAAGGAGAUGCUGUUACUGACUUUUGCUGCCCAUACUGAUGAUGGAAAAAUUACAAGGUGCAUUGAAAUUACUCCAAGAAUCAAUGGUUCAGAUCUGGAUGAAAUUACCGUUGGUGCCGUAACAUUGGGCGUGAGGGUUGUAUGGUCAAUAAUUGACUUUUGAGUAUCAAAUGUUGGUUUAAUGGUAUUUAAAUGAAUAAUUGUCUGUAAUAACUGUGUUUAUCGACUGGUUUGUCGUUGGUCUUAUGUAAGUGGGAAUAUCUGUCGACUGGUGUGACUUUUCAUCUUGUUCUUAAUUAGCAAUCUGCUACACCAAACUAUCAUGUGAUAGUGGAAACAAAUGUGGACGAGGAUAUACAGAGUUUUUGGAAUAA